UCGGCUGUUCGAGUCCGUAUGAAGUUGAUCAUCAAUAUUAACUUCUUUUCUCGAUCAGCCUAGAUAGCUGUGUAGUGUCGGUAGCGAUUGUCUCAAUUGGCUAAGAAUAACACUACGGACCGCCUGUUCCGGUGGUAAGAAUCCAUCAACAGGUGACCCCUAAUUCAUGGUGUGAUGCGGCUUCAUGCUUACCGUGCCUAGGAAUGAAUGGCUAGGGGGGUCUAAUAAAAACCUAACCGCUAACGGAGCCUGUGGAGUACCAGGGCGCCCUCCACAGUAUGUAGCCCUUACUGCGCUAACCGGAGCAAUGGUGCAGUGGACCUUGUGUUUCUCCGAGACAAUCAGCUGCCCUUCUUUAGUCUCACUUGAGGCUAAAUAAGGGCGGGAUUAUGAAGAUGUUGUUAAUUAGUUUAAAUUUUCACCUAUAUGGUUUCGCAUUAUGCGAUUUACACAGUGUAUUCUGUGUAUCCUCGCCUUUGGCGUUUUCCAAUCGAUACCGAUUUGGUUUUAUUGUUGCUGUUCUUUGUUGUGCUGCUGUUGCGAAGAGUUUAAUCUUACCUAGUUUGGGUAGUGGCUACGGUUAGGAUAGCUCAGAUCAAUCUUCAGCAUAAAAGAACAGCAACGAUCAAUCUUUGCAGACUUAUGCAAAAUGGUACAGCCCAAGUGGCCUUGGUACAAGAACCUUACUUUCGUAAGGGAAAUUUCUAUCUAGGAAACCUUGUGAACCCGGUGUUUGCCACUUUCAGUAAACAUGAAAUGGCAAACUCGCGUGUCAUGCCUCGAGCCUGUGUGCUUGUCAACAACGCAAUAGUUGCUACACUCAUCUCUGAACUAACCACCAGAGAUGUAUGUGCUAUCACAAUUGAUGUAUCUGUUGGAAACCUCAACAGGAAAUACGUCUAUUGUUCUGUGUAUUUACCACAUGAUAAACCAUCCCCUACGGAUGCUUUCAAACAAGUCAUCGCAUACUGCACUUCAAAAGGCCUUCCGCUAAUUGUUGGCAGUGAUGCUAAUGCUCACCAUAUCAUCUGGGGCAGCUCAGACAUUAACUUGAGAGGCUCCAGUUUGAUGGAGUACUUAAGUAGUACAGAUCUUGCAUUACUUAACAUAGGCAACCGCCCAACCUUUAUGGUAUCUGCUAGAGAGGAAGUGUUAGAUAUAACGCUUUGCUCUAGCAGAAUUAGUCACGAGCUGACCAAUUGGCAUGUGUCAGAUGAAGAAUCUUUAUCUGACCAUCGCUAUAUCUUUUUUGAACAUUUAAAUGUUACUUCGCAAACAUUGCGUUUCAGGAAUCCUCGGUCAACAAACUGGGAUCUUUAUACUGAUUUGGUUGCAGCCAAAUUUCAUGGAUAUUCACCAUCCAUUGACACUCCAAGUGAUUUAGAUGAUGCCGUUGAUACUACAACGACCUUCAUCAUGGAAGCUUUUGAAGAAGCAUGCCCUCUACGGUCUGUGAAGAUCACAAGAGGAACCCCUUGGUGGAACUCUGAUCUGGCGAAACUCAGGAAACAAUGUAGAAAGAGUUGGAACAGACGACGUUCGGCUGGUUCGGAGGCUUUCAGGUCGGCUCGCAAGGCCUACAGGAAAGCUCUCCGGUCUGCUGAACGAUCCGGCUGGAAAAACCUUUGUACAAAUGUUUCCAGCUUGAGUGAAGUCAGUCGGUUAAACAAAAUCCUUGCGAAAUCUAAGGAUUUCCGGGUGAACGAACUUCGUUUGCCAAAUGGCGAUCUGACUUCCUCUGAUGAGGAAGUUUUGGAAUGCUUAUUCAGCACACACUUCCCUGGAUGUGUGGAUAUUACAUCUUCGGAUGAUCCUGAUGUCUUUUCUUGUAGUUAUGAUUCUUUAGCUUCGGCUCGGAGUAUUGUAACUAUAGAAUCGAUUGAGUGGGCUCUUAAUAGCUUUGCUCCUUUCAAAUCUCCUGGGGCAGAUGGGAUUUAUCCUAUUUUGCUUCAGAAGGGAUUUGAUUAUUUCAAACAUGUUUUGAAAAUGUAACCUUUCUAAGUGUUCUUUAAUAGUACUAAAAGGGCCAACACUUAGACCGACUAAUUGUGCGAACACGUUCUACUAAAUUCUCACCAAUCUAUGCGAUCAAAGAGGAAAGGUUAUCAAUUUCCUGUGACUUAAGCGCCACUCUUCGAAAAGAGGCCACAGGAACAAAUUCGUCCGGCCAGAGACUUUUUCCUUAGGGCGGGUCUGGUUUUCCCAAUCUCAUUCGAAUCGCACUUACCUGGGUUGAAAAUAAGAAACUAUACUCUAAAUUCAAUUAGUUCGCUUCUAAAUUAGCCCGAACUCAUCUGCUCGAAAAAUUCGAGGUAGUGGAGGCGCAAUAAAUUAAUUCAAAAAACUCGAGCAGUUCAAUCUACUCUAUCCAACAUCCACGUUUAUUGAAUAUUCGGAUUUCGAAGUGGUUUUAUUCAAAUCUAACUUUCUCCAAAUUCAGUUAAAUUUAAAAUAUCGAUUUAUCCUACUCUCGAUCGCGAAGCAAAUAUUGUGAGCUUCCGGCGAUCAAAUCGUUUUGGCGCCAAAAUCAUCUACUCUACACGUUUUUUUCUUCGAGCUCUAGGGCACUAGCUUACGGUUUUCGGAUCCUCCGUUCGUCACGCAGGAGAGUUGAGCUGCGACGAGACAUACAGAGGUUACUUCGAUUCGGCGGUCGUGUCCUACUUCGCCGGAUGGCCGCACCGCGUGGCUUGCGUAUCUGAAUUGCCACUCCCGCGGGGUAGAGUUGUCCCCUGGCGGAUACUGGCGGCUUGCCAACCAACGGAAAUGCUUUAGGUGCCGAAUCGUCGAGUCCCAAACUUGCACCCACUUUGGAAUGGGGUUUCUCCUGACUCAAUCCUUGAAGGCUCACAAUACAAAAACUCAGGAUAAAAAUGUUGAGACCGAACCGCGUACAAAUUCAACUGCAAAUAACUACCGCACACGACACGAGGAAAUUUAAACUGCUAGAAUUUUAGAAUACGUCUGAACAGACUAAAGCUUCCACCAAGAAUGAGAACAAUCGAUGCAGAUUAGUUCGGGUGAAGCGGUAUUGUCUCAAGAAAAAAAAUCUGGUCUUUUAUCCAAAUUUAACUACGCAGUUUAAAUAUCAUUGUCCCACCUAAUUUGCAUAGCAAAAGUAUUUAAACCGCUCGACCUUGAUUAGCUUGCUGCAAUUCGUGGGAGUGAAAUGGGAAAACGAGAUUCGCCGUAAUGUAGAUAAUCCAUAAAAAUUCUAGUCGAGUAAUUCAGGAAAUCUACAUUUAGGAGUCGGUAGCUUUUCGAAGUAUGUGAAAAUGAUCUAAUCCAAGGGUAUUAUAAAAUGAGGUGAGAUAAUUCAUGUUUUAUCGUUACAUAUUCGCCGAUGCUAAAUUUUAAAAAUUUUGAAAUUUAAAAAAAAUUUCAAAAUUUUUAAACUGUAAAUUUUGUAAAAUUAUAUUAUAGAAAUUUCGCGUAUCAGCCGACAAUACACAUUUACUUGGACCUAUAAACUAUUUCAGAAUUUGCUUUUUGACACCAGAAAUAUCUGGUCAUUAAUGUAUUCUACAAACAAAUGCAAUUGACAACAGAAAAUUCUGUUCAUGAAAUUUUACCAAAUUGGGUUUACUUCAGACAUAUCUGAAAAUUGUGUUAUUUUUUUCUAAACCAAUGAGCUAACUUCCAAAAUUUUGGAAAAAUUCCGAAAACAAGAUUGUUUUCUUCUCUGAUCAAUCUUCAAUAUACACAAAAAAAUACAAAAUAAACGACAUUAAACUAACCUACCUACUGUUCUAACUACCUUGGAUGCCCAACUGGCAUUCCAAUAAGAAUCAGAGAACUGUCAGAUGGCAGAAAAAAAAGGGAAAACGAAAACAAUCUACUCAAACUACGGACCUCGAUUUGCAAACGAUGUGAGAAAAUGAUUUAGUUUUGAGAAAAUCUACGGGUAAAUUAUGAUAAACGAGGUACUAUUUGCAAGAACAGGACUAGGAAACAUGGAAAUAUUGGUUGUGUGACUGAACAUCGCUUAUGUAUUUGGUUUACAGGUUGUGACGCUGACAAUUACUACAGCAAACCUCUUUCUAUGGACAAGACGAUUCAUUGCUAAAGUUCAGCCCUUUCACGAACCGAAAUUCGGAAGAAGCAAGGAAUGCCUGCCUACAUGGAUUGAUGUUUCUC
Messenger RNA from Aedes albopictus (Asian tiger mosquito), 4137 nucleotides. RefSeq lists its product as uncharacterized. Lineage: Eukaryota; Metazoa; Arthropoda; Insecta; Diptera; Culicidae. The record is from RefSeq and is a predicted model, not a curated record. Bases 643 to 1992 code for a protein of 449 amino acids. The transcript has 2 exons. Gene Ontology annotation, molecular function: catalytic activity.